CGUCGCCAUAUUGGUAUUGUCAAAAAGUUCGGGAUCCAUCGGUGUGUAAGAAAAAAUGGUUUUUCGUUUCGUACAUAGAGUAUUUGUACUGUUUAUGUGUUCCAAUUGAUUGCGCUGUGACUUUAGAUGUUUCGUUCAGUACGUCCGGUGUUCGAAACAGUUUGUGGAUAAUGUUUUCGAUAGGCAAAUGUGCGGUGAGGAGCGGCGAGGAAGAGUCGCCCGGUGGUGCGAAGGUUGCUUCUGACGAGGUUGCAUCCGCGGUGGCUGCAGUCUCCGACGAGAUUGGUGACAUCUUGAAGGAUGAGUUGGGUGACGCGGAUCGCGCGGAUAGAAUCGGCGCAGAGCUGGCGGACCUGAGUGCCGAGCUGGGUCUCCUCGCUGGCUUGGCAGACGAGCCUUCCCAAGACUUUCCAUCCCUGUUUGAAAUCGCAAUCGGCCACCGCGCGUCGGGUAGCAACUCUUCGUCGUCGUCGUGGUCAGGGGGCAGAGGCAGCAGGGGGCGCCGCCCCCCGCGUCCCCCGCGCCCUCCCCGCGCACCCCGCCGCCGGCCCAUCGCCAAGGGGAAAGAGAUGUCGCGUCGCCGCAGCGCAGUGGCUCGUCGCGCGGCGUCUAUACGCGUGCGUCGCGUCGAGGUCGCGUCCGACGCGUCCGACGUCGGCGCCGACUCGGACUCGGACGACCAGUGGACUGAGUUGGAUGACAACUCUGGCAGUACGGACAGUUCGUCCGGCAAGGAAGUCAGUGGCUUAGAGAUUGACUGCCCACCGUACCAACAUAAGGGAUCUCAAGUGGAGGCACCCCCCAUGGGCCAGUUUCUGCUGCCGCUCUUGAGCGCGGACCCCACUGCUCCUGACCCUGAGCACUUCCUCAUCAGGCACGAGGAUAUCCUGCAGCUGCUGGCAUCUGCCGAGGACAGCAUGCGGGACGAGCCUCUGGACGACGAGGUGGUUGUCACCGGCUUGGAUCCCACUUCUGAUGUGCUUAACAAUGAGAUGUUUGAGUGUGAAGAGCCAGUCGUGACUCCAGAGGACGAGGCUGCUUUGCUGCGAUAUGUCUGUGCGGAGCACCCGGGCGGCGCGGCGACCCCCUUCAAGCCGGUGGAGGAGUGGCUGCUCGGAGUGUACCACUCGUGGUGCGAGAUCAGCGCCCUCAUGUACACUCUCAUCGGCACCAACAUGAGUGCGGAAAUGGUCAAGUCCGAGUGGUCGUAUCGCGCUCGCUUCGGCUGCCACUGCAGGUUGUGCCUCUCGCUCGCGAACAACUCGUCCGCUCUGCACAGCUUCCUCGCCGCCGUAGUGGUCGACCUGGCGCACGGUGGUGACACCACAGCGUCCAUCGGUGCGAAGAUAGUCCAAGCUCUCCGUCUGGUGCGGGGCGUGCAGAGUCAGCCCAGCGACUGGGACACGGCCAGUCUGCAGCGGCUCAAAGUGUGCGAUGAUGGCGCGUCAGUAAUUCACGAACACCUGAGUAGGUUGUCGCGCGAGAACGAGACAGCGAACGAGAUCGUCAACAACAUCUGUCUCUGUCGCACCUACGACCGCCCAUUUGAGAAAAUGUAUGCAAUGGAGAGGUUCUGUAAGUUAAUCGAAAACUUCAAGACUGCAUCUAGCAUUACGUUUAAGGUGGAGAUGGUCCCAGGCACGGGCGGCGCGGCGCCAACGGAGUUCGAGGCGGCGUGGAGCGAGGCGGUUCGGUCGCGCCUAGCGCGCUGCCUCGCUCCUCACCAGCGGCGCUCCACCAGCGAGAGGCUCGCGCACAUGGCCGCCAGGACUGCGCCCCACGACUUGAGCGCGUGGUCGGGCUACAAGCACCGCUGCGAUUGCCUCACUCCGCGCACGCUGUGUGCUCAGCAGAGGAAGCAGCUGCUUAGGAUCUCCUUCUUCGGCAUGAUGCAAGCGGUAAACGAAUUUAACGGUACCAAAGCGGACGCCGAAAAGCCCUCAAUAGACAUGAAGCCUGAUAAUUCUGGGAGAGAGCUACAGCAGGGGGACGGGACGGGGGCCAAACCACCGGACAACUGUGAAGACAGGCCGUCCCUCACCAAGUCCAGCUCCCCUGCCGACCUCAGCGAUUCGAAUAUCACCGGUGACCUGGAUGACCUAUCAGAUUCCGACGAAAACUCCGGCACAGCUUCCCUUGGUCUGUCGACCUCGUCUUCCUUGGAUUCAGCGUCAGAACUGCUCCUGGCUGCGGCCGCCGCGGUGGAGUCAGGGGGUUCCUCGGGGGAGGGAGGGGGUCAGCUCUGCAGGACGGUACGCCAGCUGAUGAGGUCCAUAGCGUCCAUCGAGAGGCUGAUGGACAGGGUGCUGCAGCACUGCGACCAGUGGACUGACCACGAGGCUAGGAAACGCGUCCACGUGGGUCUGUCGGAAGUGGACAGGAAACUGAUGGCGAUGUACCGGCGCCUGCCCGACGUGCACCGCCGCCAGUUGCAGCUGUACCGAAAGCAGAAACGACUGUCUACGGUGUGCACGCAGUUAGUGGGGGGCAGAGCGCCCGCGCCCCCCCCGCCCGGCUCCCCGCCGCCCGCGCCCGCGCACACCCCCUGCCGACCGCUGUGCCCCGAGUACCAUCUGCAGCGAUUCAAAGAGGUUCGUCGCAAAGUGAUGCAUAUGAGAGACCAGCAGUUGUACUACCAUCGACUCAGGAUGUGGCUGGAGGAUCAGCUGAGGCAAGAGAGGGAGAGUCUUCCAGAGAGUAACGUAACACUAAUAGAAGAUCUACCGAGACGCAAACGUCGUACCGCGAGCCCCAAAAACACUAAAAUAUCCACCGCGCCCAAAAGGAAACUGAAACCCGUGAACAUGUCCCAAACUAUUAGCAAACCGUACAAAAUCCUCCAAAUGCUUAGACAUAAAGCGCCCAUACCAAACAAUAUUAACAUCAAAUCACCAUACAAAGAAAUAGACGACGAACCUAGUGUUAAAUCUGAAGCAGAACCACCAGAAGCGUUCCCGUUAGAAAAGGAAGAUAAUAUAAGCGAUACAGAAACUAUAGUCGGUGAGAAAGAUACAGGUGAUAUAUGUAAGGAAAUGCGCGAAUGUCUUGCCAAGUUUGCGAAUUUUGCUCUAAACAGUCCCGAUAAUUUGAAGGAAGACGUCAAGGAAUAUGAAGAACCCGUAUCAAAAUAUCCCGAAUCGGUCAGUCCGCCUUUACAAGAAAUGUCGCCAACAACCUCCGAACCGAUGCCAGUUUACAAUCAGAACACUCGUAGAAUUUUAACUGUCAACAAAAUUUUCAAUAAAGAGGAAAAAGUGAUAGAAUUCCAACCGCAAGCCAGUGAUAAUAAUGCACCUUUAAAUAAUAUUAAUAGUAAAGAAACGAGUGAGAUAGACAAAGAAGAUAGUGAAGAAAAGGACGGCGAUGUUUAUAAAUAUGUAACGUUUGGGCUAAAAAUCAAACAGGCAAUGGAAGAGUGUCAGAACAUAAUCAAUUCUUACAACAGUGUAGGUAAAGACGAUAAACAGAAAGACGAAGCCGACGAACCGCCAUCUUUAGAGCAAAUAAUAGAGGUCAUGAUGAAUUUAGACAAGAGUUCCGCUGAGAUGCUAGAGAAAAUGGACUCCGACGAUCCAAUAGAUAUGAACUUAGCGAUAAACAAGCUUUCGGAUUUAGUUGAAAACAUGCCUCAAACAUUAGCGAACAUGCCUGAGAUCGCUUCCAAACUAUCCGAAUUCGCAAACGCUAGUUUCGAAUUGCCAGAAUUCGCGUCUAUAAUGAACAGUUUGCCCGAUGUGAAUAACGAAGCUCAAUUGACUCCGGAGACAUUGAAACAGAUCCGCGAACUGAAACUUUCUAAGCGUGAUAGCGUUAAAGUAACUAAAAACACUGCCAAGCGUAAAAUUAACCGUAGGAUUAAGAGUAAUGAUAGUAUAGAUUUAACUAGUUUCGACUUUGAAUUCGAUGGUAAGGAUAUAUCAGAGCUAUUGAGGGAUGAAAAGGAAUUGCAGAAUCUAAUGAAAAACAAGAACAACAAGGAGGACUUGAAAGACUUACUAUUUUCUAUAUCCGCUCAAGUAGUUAUUAAUAAAGUUUUCGAAUACGUUAAACAGAAUAAAAGUCCAGAGUUAGCGAAGUGUUUGGAAGAGGAGAAAGAGCUGUUUUCUCUGCCGCGCAAUAAUAUAAACACCGAAGUGUAUUCAACGCUCUUCGAUAAUUCUGUUAAAGAUGUACUCAGUAUGGAAGAGUUGAGGGAGCUGGUUCAGUCUAGAUUCAAUUCGUGGAAAUAUUACGUAGCGAGCAAAUUCAAAGGUAUACCCAUCGAAUUGUUAGAUAACGAAAUAGAAACCAUGUUAGAUAAAUUCUACUCGUACAUACAAGACUUAGCCUCCAAACAGUGUACUAAUGAAAGUGAUAAAAUAAUAGAAAAGAUUGACGAAUUGCGAAAGAAUAGCGACUGUAGGGAUUCCGACAGCGAGGGUUGCCCUGCUUCUAAAGAAACGUUAAAACAAAUAACAAAGUUACUCAGUACUUUUGCUGGCAACACUUUAGAUUUACUCAUAAUGAAACUGUCGAAUUUGUCGGAUGAUAAAAAAGCGGCAGUCAAAAGUCUCAAAUUUAAAUAUAUGGACGUAAUACGACGGUGUACGGAAUCCACGCAACUCGCUGGUUGGAUACUGUUGGAGCCUGAAGUAGCCACGAACGUCAUCCAAGAGUUGACUGGUCUAGAAGUUAGAAAAAUAGACAACGUUCCAGACUUUUCCACUUAUACAGAUGAGAGAAGGAGAGAGCACUUUAUGAAUCGUCUGAGAGAGAUGAAUAGGCAAUAUAUUGAAACGUUGCCCAAAAAAGGGUUGACAGGCGACGAGUGGUUAGUAAUUUUGUACCGUUUGGAACAACUAGAGGAUAAGUUAAAAGAGGCAUUCAUUAAAGCGGCGCCCGCGCCCAAAGUGGUACAACCGCAAGCGGCGAGCGAAGCGGAAAUAUUAGCAGCUAAGGGUUUAAGUAAGAUAAUCGGCAAAGCCAACGUUAGGAUAGUUAAAAAGACAAACCAGGAACCACCGAAACCGAAAAAGGAAACUCCUGAAGAGACACCACAAAACAAUGAGAAAGAUGAGAAAAAGGCGAAAAACGACGCGCUUUUAGCGAAAUGCGAAGCAAUACUAACAUCGAAAGGUGAAAAGACUUUACUUGAUAGUUUUUAUACAAUAAAAUCCUAUAUAACCCAAGGUCUCCAAGUCCCCGAGACUUAUAAAAAGCAUGUCAUAUCAAUUUGCUCGAGCAUAGACGCCAAAUUGCUAGACGAAGACAUAGAAGAGACUCUGAAACUCAAAUUGGACGAAACGGAACAAGAUCCGGAGAACAAAGACAAGACACCGUUGUCUGUAAUCGGAUCUCAAAAUCCGGAACUACUAGCCAAAUAUUCGGCGCAAGCGUUACGGAAUGCCAAGCAGACGUUGAACGCGGUAGCUUUCCGGAACAUGACGAGGAACGGACAGACAAAAUCGGAAAGUGAUGUGUGUGAUACGCCCAAAACAAAUUGCAAAUGGACGAACGAUUGUGUGUGUGACUCGUGCAAGGACUCCGACGUGUCCUCUGUGUGUCUUGGUGAUAUAGUGAAGCAGUGUUACGAUGAUAAAUCUAAGAACGGUCUAGAAGAGAAGAAGAAGGAGGUGAAGAAGGUGCCGCCUAAGCCGAAGCCAGCGCCGAAGCCGUGUGAGAACGCCAGCCACCAACAGCACGUUUGUAAGGUGGCCCACGGUGGAGUGUGUUCCGGGGAAGGCGCCACGGACCAACCCUGCAAUUGCUGCUAUUGCACCGUUUUUGGACAUGCCCCACCACUAACGACUCCAGUGCCGCGAAACUUCAACGAGACGAGAGAAAGGUUACGUUCAAUACUGAACAAGAAGAAACAGAAGUGCAAAGCGACCAAUGGCGAGGCGGAAUCCCCGGUGGAGCGUUCGACCCCUCAGCCGCAAGCUCCCGUGCCGCCAGCGCUGCCGAAGACCCUCCCACCGAACCUGACGACGCAAGCGCAGCAGAAGCGGCAGGCCAUGGAGAAUCAACAGAAGCAGCUGGCGGAGAAGAUGGCCAGGAUGGUCGUCACCGAGAAACCGGAAAUCAAACCCAAGGCUGUACAGCGGUCCGUCCCAGUGCAGACCACCCCCCCGGUGGUGAAGGCGGAGGGGAAGGUCAACCCCAACGCCAUGGAACAGAUACGAUUGCAGCAACUAAAACAACAGCAACAAGCGCAACUCCAACAACAGCAACUGCUACAGCAACAACAGGCGCAACAACAACAACAGGCACAACAACAACUGAAACAGACGCCGCAACAACAGCAGCAGAUGAACGCGCAACAACAAAAGAAACCCGAACCGAUAUACGACCUGCCGAUACACAACAAGCCGACUCUAACGCCACAACAACAACAACAGAUCAGAUUGCAACAGCAACAACACCACGACGAAAUGGUACGCCAGAACCAGAUGCACGUGCAACAACAGAUACAAAUGCAACAGAAGCAACUGCAACAACACGAGAUGCAACAACAGAUGCAACACCAACAACUGGAGCAACAGAUACGACAGAGCCGGCAACAACAGCAGCAGAACAACGCGGUGUCACUGUCGAGUAGAGACACUAGUGUCUUUUCUUUCUCAUCUGGAUGUUCGGGCGGGUCGUGCUGGCGCGGGCGCGGCGGCUGCCCGGCGCGCGCCGAGGACCCGCGCGACCUGGACGCGCUGCUGCAGUACAUCGAGGGACCGGCGCGGCACGUGGACCGCGGCAAGAAGCGCGCCAAGAAGCUGCGCCAAAAGGCCAAGCGGAUGGAGUCCCGACUGUACGAGCAGUUGGACGAGCUGCGCGGCGAGCUGUCGUCCGCGCAGGCGACCAUGUCGGCGCUGCAGAAGGUGCACGCGGCCGCCUCGCGGGACCUCGAGCUGGCGCGGCACAUGCUCGCGGCGCAGCGCCCCAAGAAGAAAGGUACCCCCGCCCGCACCCCCCUGUCACACCCCGCACCCCUGCACUGCGCGGCCAGCUGUCGUCCGCGCAGGCGACCAUGUCGGCGUUGCAGAAGGUGCACGCGGCCGCCUCGCGGGACCUCGAGCUGGCGCGGCACAUGCUCGCGGCGCAGCGCCCCAAUAAGAAAGGUACCCCCGCCCGCGCACCCCCCUGUCACACCCCGCACCCCUGCACUGCGCGGCCAGCUGUCGUCCGCGCAGGCGACCAUGUCGGCGUUGCAGAAGGUGCACGCGGCCGCCUCGCGGGACCUCGAGCUGGCGCGGCACAUGCUCGCGGCGCAGCGCCCCAAGAAGAAAGCACUGCGCGGCCAGCUGUCGUCCGCGCAGGCGACCAUGUCGGCGCUGCAGAAGGUGCACGCGGCCGCCUCGCGGGACCUCGAGCUGGCGCGGCACAUGCUCGCGGCGCAGCGCCCCAAGAAGAAAGGAAAAAAGCAAAAACUGAACCCGUCACAACAAGCCAAAGCGCAGCUAGUCGCGGAACAGCUGAGCGAGUGCACAACACUAGUGAACACAACAGCUAAGGAACUGCACGCAGCCGAGCGGAGCGUAGCGGAGUGGAGCAAACGGUUGGAGGAGUGCGAGAGAGAGAUAUCCGAAGCGAGGACCUUGCAGGGCAAGAACGAGGCAGAGGACCUGGAGUGUCAGAGCAAGGAAGCAUCGCUGAGUCAGCAGAUGGUGUACGAACAGCAACAAGCGGCGCUGAGGCGACGGCGCGCCGCACUGGACGCGGAACGCAACAAGCAGAUGAGGGAGGGUCAGGAGGGCGUGCGGGAGGAGCCCGUGACGCUGUCCUUCCGCGGCACCGACUUCAACCCGGCGCUGCUGGCCAACUUCAUGGACGACUUCAAUGUGCAAAUCAUCGAACAACCGUCGCCGCAGAAGCAGACGGACAACCAGAAGAAGCAAACCUGGGAGCAGGCAAUAGCUCACAUCAACCAGCUGGCCAAAGGAUCCGCCAAGGAGAAGAAGAAACCGAAAGAAUCGCAGAAGAAGGCUGAAGUAAAGAAGGAGAAGGUAGUCGUGGAACCACCAGUAGAAGAACAGCCAUUGUCAAAGAAGCAAAGGAAACUAUUAGCGAAGCAACAGGCAGAAGAAGAAGAGAGAAGAAAAGAACAGCAACAACAGCAGGAGGCGAAGAGUAGAAAGGACAAGAAACAAGAGCCAUUGCAAACGGAGAACACGAAAAAAGACAAGAAAGAAUUAAAAAAAGAAAAGAAGGAGCUUAAGAAAGAGGAAAAGAAAGAGUUAAAGAAGGAAGAGAAGAAGGGUAAAGAGAACAAAGCGGACAAGACUGCGACAACAACGAAGACGAAAGCAACACAACAACAACAACAAACGCAACAAAACAACAAAAAGGAGUCAAAGAAAAAGGACAACAGUGCCCAAAAACCUCAAGUCAUAAACAUCACAGCUGACACCACCAUAGAAAUUGUUAACAAAAAGAAUCAAAGCACAGUUGAGCCGGAUAAGCCAGGAUCCUGCAGCAUCAUGGAACAGCUUAGCUGCGGCGUCCAGGUGGCAGAUUUGCGUCUCCCCCCCGGCAUCACCCUGACCCGCGUCCAACCCAGCGAGAAGAAAGAACCAGCCACCAUCAAAUCUGUGCCCCUUUGGAAGCACAGCCAGCUGGAGGCGACGCCGACGCCGGUGCCGCGCGCGCCGCCCGUCAUCAACGCCGACCCCUCGCUCAUGAUGUUCUCCACGCACAAGCACAACGAAUCUCCAAAAACCACCAUAGUACCGGAAGUGCAACCCCAAACGGCGGGCAAAUCCAAAAAGGCGAAGAAAAAAGCCAAAAAAGCCGCCGAAACGGAGCAGAAACAGGAGGGAGCCAAGAUGGUCACUCUCCGCAACCCCAUGUUCCACCCAAACCUACCCCCGGUGCAAAUAACCAGCGCGCCACCGCAGAAAAAGUCCGAGAUUCGAAUCCCCGACCCGAUUCCCAUGCCUCCAGCGCCGUGCCAGGCCACCAUAACCCCGACAUCCAAUGGAAUGUACACCAUAAGGAACCCAUUGAUGUCGAUGAUGCACCAACAGAACCUCAUGGGUAUACGGAACCAGACACCCCAAAUCAACCCCGUGUACACCCAACCCCAAUACAACUACACCAACCCCAACGUCUACAACCCACAGUACAUGCAGGAGCAGAACCCGAAGAACCCAGACGUAGAUCUCCAGAACAGAAUAAUGAAUUUGGCUUCGUUCACCCAGAAAACCGACGAAGGGAGGGACUACUCGUUAUUCAAAACCCCGGAAGAGAAUCAGCAAAAGAGUUUCCUGUCCCCAGAGUUUUACGACCAGAAUGCACCAAACCCAAAAGUGGUGUCACCCAAUCCGAUUGGCACUCGACCCGAGUCGCACAGGAGUUAUGAGAACGACUCCCUUUUUGCCAACCCCAUACGACCCGAACCGAUUGGCACUCCGUUGAAGAUAGAAGAAGAGAGGCUGUACACUCCGUUUGGGCAAGAGAAUAGGAACGUCUUCCGGAACGCUUUGUUCAACGAUAAGCCGGAUAUGGGUCAAAAUUCGGGGAAAAUGGAAGAUAACCAUAAUUUUAUGCCGAAUGGGGACCAGCUGCCAUAUUUCCAACGGCUGAGAGCAGGCUCCAAGUUGAAUAGCGAGGUCACUAUACACUAUGUGACGGAUUCCAAGUUUUAUAAAGGACAGCAGCAGGAAGCUCAGCCGUGCCCGACGGACACGUCGCUGUUCUCGCGCGCGCACGCGCACACGCACAGCUGGCCGGACGCGCACGCGCACGCGCAGAAGCACGGCGGCGGGGAGUUCGCGCCCUACUGACUGACAGAAUGUGACACGAACCUCGGCCGAUCUGCAUCACCAGACAGCGCGUUGCGGAUCUAGACAUGAAUAUAUAUAAUUAAUUUCCAAUCAACUCCAUUGACAUGUAAAAAAUAUGAAACAAUUAGCAGGGCGUGUAUUGUGGCUAUAAUGGCUUAAAUCUCUUUAUACUUGAUACAAUAUUGGCAUUUUUACGCAAUAUUGCCAUUUUUUGAAACCGCCACUUGCUAAUGUGCCGAAACACAGCACAUUAGCAAGUGACGUCAUUCAUAGAGAAAACAGCGUGAUUGGCGUUUGCAGUGAUGUGAUUAUAUCACGUCACCGCAAGCGCCAAUCACAAACCGAUGCCUUGUAGCGAAUGACGUCACAGUCUACGAUUGGCGUUUGCGGUGACGUGAUAAAAAUACAAUUUUGUUUUAUAAAAAUAUUACAAUUACGAGAUUAUUUUCACAAAUAAAAAUGUGAUUACAGUUUCUAGGCAUGUUAACUGUCUCUAUGCAAAAAUCUUCUUAGUUUUGUACAGCAGGCGAGCAGCCCAUUCGUUCAGUACUAAUUUUGACGCAUUAUGCCUAAACCAAAAGUGUUAUACCCUCUUGCUAGUUGUUUCGUCUAAUUUCCACAUGUAUUUGUUAUUGCGAUCCGGCUCGAAGGACCGAAAUGAUCAUGCGCUAGUUAUAAAUUGUCUCAAUUUGAUUUUUGUUUUUGAAAAGUGAAUUAACGACAGCUUUUUUAACAUGUUAAUAGUUUAUUUUUUUUUUGUUUUUCGUAUUUUUUGAUUAGGCCUGCAUAGAACAGGCUAAGAGCGGUCUAUUAUACAGUAUAUCCAAUUCAUCUAAGGCUAGUUUUUUGCCUUCAAUCAUUUUCAUCAUUAUAAUAUAAAAUGAUGAUUCAUCUAAACGUUGAGUUUAUUUUUUUAGUUUUUAACCGACUUCAAAAUGGGAGGAGGUUCUCACAAUUCAACGCGUAUGUUUUUUUCCAUGUUUGGUACCUCAUAACUUUGUCAUUUAUGAACCAAUUUUGAAAAUCAUUAUAUUGUUUUGUAAGAGUAUACUUCCAGAUAUGUCCUAUUUAAUUUUCAUGAAAAUUCAAUUUUUUAAUGUUAUUAUUCACUAUUAAGGUUAAUAAAAGAUAUUUAAAAUUUUGUUGCCAGUUCGAAGUUACAUCUUGUCACAAACGCAGUCUCUAGAGUGGCUGGACUUUAAAUGCGUACACAGAUAACUUCCAGAUAACAGGUGACCACAGAUCAAGUCACGUAUUGACUACUUAAUAAGCACCACACAAAUAUGAACAAUGUUGUGCUAAACCUAAACAAGACUAUUUACACAAAAAUGACACUAAAAACAUGGAUUUAUGACGUCACAGUGAUGAUUACCACUGCAUAUUAUUGAUUGAAAUAUUUUGAAAAAAUGUAUGGGGUCCACACACACUUGUCCGUGGAAUGAUUGCAAUAAAUCGACUCGCUUCGCUUGCGUCUACGUAGCUGAUAAAAUUAAUAACACCAACAUUUUAUAAUAAUUUAAAACACUUAGAUGUGCAAGGAUUUCUUGUAGUAUUAUAUUUAGGGUCUUUGAACUUAAUAAAGAAUUCUUUUUGAGUUUAAUUACUGGUAAUAUUUUGUGUGGUCAAUAUUAACAUAAUAUGUGACAUCUGUAUGAUCAAUUAAAUGCUGAAUUUAAUAUAAUAGUCCCAAUAUGGAUAGCAUUGGCGAGAAUCAUAUCAUACCAACAAUUUAGCUAAAUAAAAUUGUCUGUUUAUCACAUUAAUGAUAUAGGUUACCGUUUAUAUGAAUCCAUUUGGCUGGAAUUUGUAAUUGAAAUAGAUUAACCCUGUUUUACCACAUAGGCUAAUCCAGAAAAUUUCUAAAUAAAGAAUACUGAAUUCGAAAAUCUAGUUACUAACUUUGCCCUGCGGUUACACUUGCGUAAAAAUAUCGCGUUUACAGUAGCCUAACCUUCCACAAUUACAAUUCUACACUGAAGGAAUUUUUCUUUUUAUUAUAAAAGACUCAUUUAGACUUUCCAUAAACCUAAAUUAUUUUGUCUUGAUAACAUGUAGGAAAGUAAUAUAAUACCUAAUAUAAUGUGCGCUAGCCUUUAUAUACAUAGAGACUGAAAGCGAAUGUUAUAUAUAUAUAUGUAAAUAUUUUGGAUGUGAAUUUUGAUAGUUUUUUUUUUAUUUUUUACUGCAGCGAACAAGUGUGUGUCGACCCCCCAUUGUAUGACCGGAACGGACUUUUAAUGUUAAGCGCCACUUAUACUAAUAUAAUUGUAAUAGCAGUGAAUCUGUUCGUUUGUAUAUCACAAGGUAUCUGCUAAAGGUUGUAAGAUUUAUGAAUAAGAUAUGUAUAUUAUAGCCAG
Bicyclus anynana (squinting bush brown) is the source of this 12112-nucleotide messenger RNA. RefSeq lists its product as uncharacterized. Lineage: Eukaryota; Metazoa; Arthropoda; Insecta; Lepidoptera; Nymphalidae. The coding region runs from base 171 to 9755 and encodes 3194 amino acids. The transcript is spliced from 46 exons. The record is from RefSeq and is a predicted model, not a curated record.